AUGCAUCUCUCUUACGACCAGCUUCACCUCAUUCCUAAAUCUCGCCACCCUACACGCAUUUACCCGAGGAGGCUCCCUUGGCUUGAAGACAACCGCCCUCACGCUUCGCGCAAAAGCUCGGUAAAUGGACAGCUAGGCACUUUUAUAGGAACUCAACAUAACACAACAGUGGAUGGUCCUGGUAGUUCUGCGAACUCACCAUCUCCAAGCACUCGUGUUCCAAGUCGCAGGACCUCUGCCUCUGGUGCCUCAUGGGCUGCAGUAGGAGCCAAACCAAUAGCGCGAAGGCAAACAUAUGUCUCACCGGUUGACAGUCGAAGCACGUCAGCAGCUGAAAGUAGCCCAUCGCCAGCUACAAGACACCAGCAGUCAGAGGCUCGACGGACAUCCUCGGCUUCCAUCAAAGCAAUUCCACCAAGAACGGCCCACCGAAUAUCAAUUUCACAACCGCACAAUCCCCAAAAACGGUUAUCGAUUGUGCACAUCAAAGAUGAUAUCAACAACCCCAAGCACAAUGAUUACCGCUCACGCGCUCAGAGUUUGGCCCCCAUUCCAGAUCAUCUGGAGCAGCCUGAAAUUCCCGAACAUAUUAUCGUGCCAGCAAGGAGCGAUUCUGAUAGCACAUCAACGGAAGCGAUCAUUUCGAAGAUCCAGGGGCCAUCUCGCAGUGCCUUCGAGCAUAGCGCCAGCAGAAGGAUAAGCAAAGCAGUAGACGAUCUGGAAGACAUGGUACAAGAAGCUGUCGAAGUUGCCGAGGGUACUCAAGAUCAAGGCCAAGUAAGGGAGAUAUAUGAGAUCAUCGAAGGUGCCAAAAAGGCCGUUCAAGAGGCAGCUGGGGAACCUACACAUCUCAUGGAGACAGCUUCUCCUCUCAAAGCAUCUAGCUCUUCUAGCCCAUCUUCAAGUCCCUAUCAUUCAGCAGAGUCUCCUGGGAAUGUACUCGAAAAUGUUGCGCCCAAUGUACAUCCAUCCCACGGGCUCCACAGAGGCUCAGUAUCCCAUGAUUGGGCAUAUUCGAGCCAAGAGCACCCAGAACAGGGUGAUCCGAUGAUGACUGCACCUGAAAGAGAGAACGAACAAGACCGCAAUGAAUCAGGAACUCACAAAAGUGUUCCUCAGCCAAGGCAUAUCAAAGCAGCUCCUAGAGAGCAUGUAGACUUUGUUCUCCGCCCUGUAGGCCGAGACGAGUCCCGUGGUCGUUCACGCCAACGAAAUACCGACGAGUCUAGAGCCAGUAGAAACCCUCAUCCACAGAAAAAGAGCCUCAAACGUACUCCUUUGCCCGAUUCGGAAUUCGAUCAAAAGGAUACUGGCUUGGACGAUAACGAUAGUUCAUCCGAGGAAGACCAUCCACCUGCAAAAGCCUAUGGUAACGAACCCACAGUCCGAGGGCAGGCGCAUCAUCAUACAUUCAACUUGAUACGGCCUCACCGCAGACAACCAAUUGCAAGGAAUUGGUCCACAGGCAAGAAACGCCUGACUGCAACGAUAGCAUGCAUCAACACAGCUCUACUUGGAAUUAUUGUUGGCAUCUAUGCUGGCGAGGUACCCCGUAUACAAUAUUCUCUAGCAGACGAGCAGCAUGUGACCAUUGUUGGCAACGCAGUCUUGUUCGCUGGGCUUGCUAUCUCUACUUUCUUUGCUUGGACACUACCUCUCCUUCACGGACGAAAACCCUACGUCCUCUCAGCCCUGACAAUUGCUCUACCACUUCAGUUUCCUCAAGCUAUCGUUGUAAGCGGACAUGCCGAUAAAGACCCCGAAUUGCGCGUUGGACUUCUCCUGGCUCGUGGAGCAUCGGGCCUCGUUCUCGGUUUUGCGAAUGUGAACUACAUUACCGUACUACUGGAUUUAUUCGGCGCCUCAUUGCAAUCAAAGAAUCCUCACCAAGAAUUUGUCGUUGUCAAUGACGUACGCCGUCACGGUGGAGGCAUGGGCUUAUGGCUGGGAAUCUGGUCUUGGUGCUGGAUUGGCUCACUCGCUGUAGGCUUCCAACUCGGUGCUGCAAUCAUUGAAGACCUACAGCCGCAAUGGGGGUUCUACGUUGUGAUUCUGAUUUUGCUGGUGGCUUUGAUACUCAACAUUACUGCUUCGGAAACACGACGGGCACAGUUUCGCGAGUCGGUAACUGAAGUGUACGACAAGGACGAGAAUUACAUUACGAGACGGAUCAGCAGGGGAGAGGUGAAGUUGCAUAUUCAGACAGAGGGGCCGAUGUAUUGGUUUGAAGAAGUAUGGGCAGGGAUAAAGCUCAUGACUAUGAUGCUCCUUCAGCCAGGCUUCUUCGUCCUUGCGGUCUAUUUAGGCUGGAUCUACGCACAGGUUGUGCUCGUCAUUGUUCUCCUGGGUGCUCUUUUGUCACGAGACUACAGAUGGAGAUCGACACUGGUGGGCGCAGGUGUCAUGUCUAUUGCCAUUGGUGCACUAUUAGCCAUCCCCAUGACGAAGGCGGGUAUUUUCUCUCGCGACCGCAAAAGAUCAUUCCGCACCGACUCGAUGACAUUUGAGAAGCAAGUCACUUGGACCAGCCAUCUCGUGCGGCGCGCCGUCUUCACACUCACACUCCCUCUCAUGGGAAUGGCAUAUACAGUCUCUUCCGCUGGGCGCCCUUAUCCAUAUAUUGUGCCAAUCAUCUUCGCCGGUGCAAUAGGGUUCCUCAGCAUUCUCGCCAUAGCCGAGUGCCAUGGGCUCAUAAUGGAAACAUUUGAUACAUGCGAUUUACAACCUGGCGUCAAUACAAAACAUCGCCUUCAAAGUAUGGCAGCGCAAGACCGCAGAAGAAGAACAAACUACUCGUCAUUUCCUCGCAUCACAGCCGGCAUAUUUGCGAGCCAGAUCAUUGCCUUCAUACUCGCCGCUAUAGCAACAAUAGUCGGAGGAAACAUGACACGACGGCUCGGAGCCCAAACCUCGACGGGCGUCACAGCAGGCAUUCUCCUAGGCCUGACUGUUCUUCUAAUCUUGGUUCUCUUGCGCUUCAGGUCUGUGCAAGUCAUACCGAAUCAUACUUUUGGCACCAGACGCGACACGGCAGCAUGGGAGGAGUUCAAAGACCUAGAGAAGAUGGGUAGAGGCAGCGAUUGGCAAGCGGUGGUGAUCGGGAACCCGAGUGGCAAGAUGAGGAGAAUGAGCGUGCUUGAGUUGGGGGCUUUGAGUCGGUGGACGGAGAUUAGAAAACUGAAUUUUUUGAUCAAGGGGGUAAUGUUAGGCCAGCCCAAGGAGAAGAAGAGAGACCUCCUAGAGAUGACUAUUAGGUGA
Bipolaris victoriae FI3 is the source of this 3258-nucleotide messenger RNA. RefSeq lists its product as hypothetical. The coding region runs from base 1 to 3258 and encodes 1085 amino acids. Gene Ontology annotation, biological process: transmembrane transport. Gene Ontology annotation, molecular function: transmembrane transporter activity. The transcript is spliced from 2 exons. Lineage: Eukaryota; Fungi; Ascomycota; Dothideomycetes; Pleosporales; Pleosporaceae. The record is from RefSeq and is a predicted model, not a curated record.